Molecule: messenger RNA, 1869 nt
Organism: Phytophthora sojae
Lineage: Eukaryota; Oomycota; Peronosporomycetes; Peronosporales; Peronosporaceae
Exons: 2
Coding region: 1-1869 (622 amino acids)
Biological process (GO): L-valine biosynthetic process
Cellular component (GO): mitochondrion; acetolactate synthase complex
Molecular function (GO): acetolactate synthase activity; flavin adenine dinucleotide binding; magnesium ion binding
Source: RefSeq, a predicted model, not a curated record
AUGAUGAGAGCCCGCCAGCUUACGCGCGCGCUGCGCGCCGCCUCGAAGCAGCAGCAGCAGGCCCGCCGCGUGCAGGAGGAGCACAAGCGCGCGCCGCCCAAGACCACCGACAAGUUCAUCGGCAAGACGGGCGCCGAGAUCUUCCACGAGACGCUGGCGGAGAUGGGCGUGGACUGCGUCUUCGGCUACCCGGGCGGCGCCAUCCUCCCCGUGUUCGACGCCAUCCACGAGAGCGAGCACUUCGACUUCGUCCUCACGCGCCACGAGCAGGGCGCCGGCCACAUGGCGCAGGGCUACGCCCGCGCCACGGGCAAGCCCGGCGUGGUGCUGGUGACCUCCGGCCCAGGCGCCACCAACACCGUCACGCCCCUGCAGGACGCGCUCAUGGACGGCACCCCCAUCGUGGUCUUCAGUGGCCAGGUGGCCACGCAGGUGCUGGGCACGGACGCCUUCCAGGAGGCCGACAUCCUGGGCAUCACCCGCCCGUGCACCAAGUGGAACGUGCAGGUGCGCGACGUGCGCGACCUCGCGCGCAACAUCCGCGAGGCCUUCCACAUCGCCACGACCGGCCGCCCCGGCCCCGUGCUCGUGGAUCUCCCCAAGGACAUCACGGCCGGCCUGUGCAGGAGCCCCGUCGUCACGGAGCCGCAGCUGCUGGGCUACUACGGCGAGAAGAAGAUCGAGGGCAACCGCGUCAACCAGGACGCCAACCUGGCCGCAGCCGUCAAGAUGAUCAACAAGGCCAAGAAGCCGUUGAUCUUCGCCGGCGCCGGUGCCCUGCACGCCAGCGAGGAGCUCCGCGCCCUUGCGCGCCAGGCCAACAUCCCUGUGACCACGACGCUGCAGGGCAUGGGCGCCUUCGACGAGCGCGACCCGCUCAGUCUACACAUGCUGGGCAUGCACGGCUCCGUGUACGCCAACAAGGCCGUGCAGGACGCCGACUGCAUCAUCACGCUCGGCGCUCGCUUCGACGACCGUGUGACGGGCCGUGUGCCCGACUUCGCGCGUGAGGCCCGCCGUGCCUCCGCUGAGGGACGUGGUGGCAUCAUCCACUUCGAGAUCACGGGCAAGCAGGUGGGCAAGAUCGUGCCCGCCGACAUUGCCGUGCUUGGCGACACCAAGUACAACCUGCAGCAGAUCCUCCCCAAGGUGGAGACCAAGCCGCGCACCGAAUGGCACAAGAAGCUUCAGGGCUGGAAGGAAAGGUAUCCCUUCCGCUACCGCCCGGCCGCCCCCGGCGCGCCCAUGAAGGCACAGCGCGUUAUCGAGGAGCUCUACAGGCAGACGAAGGGCCGCGACGACGUGCUCGUCACGACUGGCGUGGGCCAGCACCAGAUGUGGGCUGCUCAGUUCUACCGGUGGUCUCGCCCGCACACGUUCAUCACUUCCGGCGGUCUGGGCACGAUGGGCUUCGGUCUGCCCUCGGCCAUCGGUGCCAAGAUGGCCAAGCCCGACUCGAUCGUCGUCGACAUUGACGGCGACGCCAGUUUCUCCAUGACGCUGUGCGAGAUGGCCACCGCCGCCGAGUUCAACAUCGGUGUCAAGGUGCUCCUGCUCAACAACAACUUCCAGGGCAUGGUCAAGCAGUGGCAGGACCUGUUCUACGAGGAGCGAUACUCGGGCACCGUGAUGAAUAACCCGGACUUCGUCAAGUUCGCCGAGGCCAUGCACUGCGAGGCCUUCCGCUGCGAAAAGGAGGACAGGCUGGAGGAGGACAUGGCCCGGUUCCUCGCCGCCGAGGGUCCCAUCUUAGGUGAGUUUAUGGUCGAGAAGAACGAGCACUGCUACCCCAUGGUCGGCGCAGGCCGUUCGCUCGACGAAAUGAUUAUCGGCGACUUCGACGACUGCCCCGGCACGACUUCGGUCUAA